Capsicum annuum is the source of this 381-nucleotide messenger RNA. RefSeq lists its product as uncharacterized. NCBI's taxonomy places the organism in Eukaryota, Viridiplantae, Streptophyta, Magnoliopsida, Solanales, Solanaceae. The coding region runs from base 1 to 381 and encodes 126 amino acids. The record is from RefSeq and is a predicted model, not a curated record. The transcript has a single exon.
AUGAGCACACGAAGAGAUUAUAGAGGAUACGGAGUAUUAACUAAGUAUGAAGAGGUGCAGGAGGAGGAGCCUUAUGCUCCAAUGAUGGGGAAGGCAAAAUUAAGCAGAAACAGAACAGUUCCAGCUGCUGCUAAAUUCUUUAGCUCUUCAUCCAAGAAGGUUACAUCCGAGGACAAUUUCCGGGCGAAUGCUCAGUUAAAGGAAGCGAAAAAAGCGAGCAAGAUUCAUCCAAUAUUCAGUCUAUUCGAAACGAAGAGGAAGAAGAAGGCAACUGCUAGGCCUGAAUUCUCGAGGUACAUUCGGUAUGUUAGAGAGGGAGGCUUUGGUGAUGUGUUGCAGACCACUUCCUCCAAACCGAACAGUAUGGCUGCAGUAAUGUGA